Messenger RNA from Melopsittacus undulatus (budgerigar), 6775 nucleotides. It is a transcript of the gene NADK, whose product is annotated as NAD kinase. The record is from RefSeq and is a predicted model, not a curated record. Gene Ontology annotation, molecular function: NAD+ kinase activity. Gene Ontology annotation, biological process: NADP+ biosynthetic process; NAD+ metabolic process. The transcript has 14 exons. The coding region runs from base 2340 to 3665 and encodes 441 amino acids. NCBI's taxonomy places the organism in Eukaryota, Metazoa, Chordata, Aves, Psittaciformes, Psittaculidae.
GGGUCUGGAAGCUUCCAGCCCCCGGUGCCGCAGCUCCCGAGGCCACGCAGAGAACACCGUGGGUGUCCGUCCGGGAUGCUGUUGGCUGUGCCCACCGCAGGCUCACAUCGGCCGUCACUUCCUAGCCUCACUCUGCUCAUGGUGCGGUGGCAGAGGGAGCGCUCACUGGCUGUGGAUAGGAGCUGUGGGGGCUGAAGCUGGAGAGGCCAAAGAAAGGUAAAGGAAUUGGACGCUCUCAAUGUGGCAGCACCUUACUGUUGCAGGCAAGAAAGAACCUGCAUUUCUGAGUGUGGAAGGAUCCCUCUUCAUAGCUCAAAGUAGGCUGGAGCGCACUGAGGGGUGUGUAUGUGUUACCUACGGCCAUGCAGGACGUGCAAGCGUGUCUGGGAAGAGCUGUGAGACACCCGUGUAUCCUCUUCGGUGGAGGACAUCCCAGUGACACAACCCAUAGAAGAGCUUUGAGAACUGGCUGCUUAGAGCUUAUCCUUUAGAAACGGGAUCCAUUGGUGAAACAGUCUGCAAGUGAUUCUGGUUCAUUUCCCACCCUUUCCAGAAUGGCUCCCUGCACUACUGCUGACUGCAGUCAAGAGAACUGUGAUCCUGACAGGAAGCAUGUGCAUGAAGAACUCACUGACAGGAGUGCUAUGCAUUAUUUAGGAACUUUACCUGCAUGACUGAUCGGCUGCAGACUCUUCAGCUGCUGGGAACUGAGGAUUAUACCAUAUGCGAACACUAAAUGCCCCUUUUCCUAGGCUUAUAUGAUGGUUGGGUUCUCACUUCUGACAUUAUAGUCAUAACUGUGUAAUUAACUAUCAUGUUACUUCAGUAGUUUGAUUUGAGGUCACAUGUUGAAAUUUGAAAUGUUGGUUUCAAUGUGAUGUUUGACAGAAUGUGCAUGAAUUUCAUGCUGUAUUUCAUGAAAGGAAACGAAUAUAAGAGAUGCCAGGGCACAACCCCCUAAGGUUCAUCAGAAGCCUUUUAGCUGUGAAUUUUUAUGACCUAAAAUAUUACUUGCAGAGAACUGUCUGGGAGAAGCACCAAAAUGAAUUCCUUCUGGCUGAUGGGCAGUCUGCUGUCACAGGCUGUGUAAGGAGCGUUACUGAGCCUGGUUAAAAAGAUCACCUUUCAUGCCUGAACCUUUUGAGCUAAAUUAAAAAGGUCAGUUAAGGACUUUGCAGCAUCCCACAGACGCUAGAGGGCAUCGCUGCAGCUUGUAAAGCAGCUGUUCCCUGGAUUCUGGGAUUUAAUGCUCCCUGCUCCCUUCUGUCCAGGCUCUGGAGCAGGGUAAAUAGGAACAGCAGCAAAUGCAGCUUCAGCUACUGCCUGUGUCAGAUACCCCUGGGGGCAAAGAGACAACUGCUUCUGUCCUCAAGUGACAGUCCCACAUCACAGUAUAUAGAAUCCCAGACUGGUUUGUGUUGGAAGGAACCCUAAAGCUCACCCAGUUCCAACCCCUUGCCACAGGCCAGGAUACCUUCCACUAGAGCAGGUUGCUCCAAGACCCAUCCAUCCUGGCCUUGAACACUGCCAGGGAUCGGGCAGCCACAGCUUCUCUGCGUAAUGUUUUAAGAAUAUAACUUAUGGAUAGAGUAAAAGCUAAUGGGAGUUCAGAAUGUAUCAAGGAAGUUUUGCACUACAAUAGCUUUAAUGUAAAAGGAGUAGCACUGAAAUAAGUAGCCUUAAGUUGCUGUAGUGUUCCUACCAUUAGUGAACCUAAAGAACUGUUUUGGUAGAUGUCUGCUAGAUGUGACAUGGAUAGAAUUGAACCUGCCUUGGGGCAGACAAAUGCAUGGCCUGUUGAGGUAUCACCAAGUCCUAUUUUCAUGUGGUUAGGAAUUGUUUAAUAAUAGACUUAAAAGCAUUAUGUUGCUUACCUGGUUACUGAGAUGUUUUCUGAAUAACUAAUUUGCUGUUUCGCAAUAGGCGAAUACUUAAGAGACAAAACAGGAAGUGAAAAAGUAAUUUGGGAUCAGCCAUGCUUACUGGGCAUCUCUGAAGUGUCUUUCCUGAAAGAAAGGACGCACAACCUGGAAUAGAGUGCUGAGCUACACUGUUCUGAUCAUGCUGUUAGGAGGAUAUGCUCAGAAGCAAUUUAAGACUCCUCUCAUAGCGCUUCAGUUUGUGGAGGACAGAAGAGAUGUUACCAGUCUGCCUCUUACAUCUGUCCAGACCAGCAAACAGAACUUCCAAGGUCACUGCUGAACCUGGACAGCUCAGAUUUGCUGUUACAACUGUAGCUCUUUUAUAAAUAGGAUAGGCUUAGCUGAUUAGCAGCCUUAUCUCCACUGAUUAAUGAGGGAAUUGAAUUUCUCUCUCACUGAGGUUACUUCACUUCCAGUAUGGAGAUGAAUCGAGAAAAACUGUGUACCAGUAAGGCUGAUGUGAGCUCAGAGUCUGCUUAUCAUUGCUCAACAUGUCACGACGAUGAGGAGUGGAGCAACACGAGCCGGGGACGAGCCAAGUCACGAAGUUUGUCUGCUUCACCAGCCCUGGGAAGCACCAAAGAAUUCCGGAGAACACGUUCCUUGCACGGACCAUGCCCAGUGACCACAUUUGGACCAAAGGCCUGUAUGCUGCAAAAUCCUAAAACAAUUAUGCACAUUCAGGAUCCAGCAAGCCAGCGGUUGACAUGGAACAAACCUCCCAAGAGCGUCCUUGUUAUUAAAAAGAUCCGUGAUGCCAGUCUGCUGCAGCCUUUUAAAGAGCUUUGUGUGUAUCUUACUGAGGAGAACAAUAUGAUAGUAUAUGUAGAAAAAAAAGUAUUGGAAGACCCCGCUAUAGCUAAUGAUGAGAAUUUUGGACCAGUGAAGAAGAAAUUUUGCACCUUCAGAGAAGAUUAUGAUGAUAUCUCCAAUCAGAUAGACUUUAUCAUAUGCCUGGGAGGAGAUGGGACCUUGCUUUAUGCUUCUUCACUUUUCCAGGGUAGUGUGCCUCCAGUUAUGGCUUUUCAUCUGGGAUCCCUUGGAUUUCUUACUCCAUUUAAUUUUGAGAAUUUUCAGUCCCAAGUCACUCAGGUUAUAGAAGGCAAUGCGGCCCUUGUUCUGCGAAGCAGGCUCAAAGUGAAAGUAGUUAAAGAGCACAGAGAGAAAAUGACAGUACAAAAUGGCAUAGAAGAAAAUGGAGUAGUGUCUACAAAUCUAGAGAAAGAAGUGGGCAAGCAAGUUAUGCAAUAUCAGGUCCUAAAUGAAGUUGUAGUGGAUCGUGGUCCUUCAUCUUAUCUUUCCAACGUAGAUGUCUUUCUUGAUGGGCACCUGAUAACAACAGUGCAAGGAGAUGGAGUCAUUGUCUCCACACCGACUGGUAGCACUGCGUAUGCAGCUGCAGCAGGAGCUUCUAUGAUUCAUCCCAAUGUUCCUGCAAUAAUGAUCACCCCAAUCUGCCCUCACUCACUGUCUUUCAGACCUAUUGUUGUUCCUGCUGGAGUGGAACUCAAGAUUAUGCUCUCCCCAGAUGCCAGGAAUACAGCAUGGGUUUCAUUUGAUGGAAGGAAGAGGCAGGAAAUAUGCCAUGGAGACAGUAUUAGCAUCACUACCUCUUGCUAUCCUCUUCCUUCGAUCUGUUUCCGAGAUCCUGUGAGCGACUGGUUUGAAAGCUUGGCUGAGUGUUUACACUGGAAUGUUCGGAAGAAGCAAAAUAACUUUGCUGUUGAAGAAGAAGAAUUUUGAGUGUCUACAUCUAACAAGACUCAUGGGAAUGGAAAGUGGCAGUAUCCCUUCUAUAUGCUUGGAUUUUAAGGUUUUUGGCUAACAAGUGUGGUCACCAUCUCAGACAUAUAUAGUAAUUAUAUUUGUCUAAUCUGCUGAUGGCUGGAAAUUAUUGUACUACUCCUGUCCACCAAGAGUAGAAAUGGAAGAAAUUAGGCUCUGAUUGUUGUAAUCCAGUGUGAGUUUCCUUCAAAUGAGCAAUCUGAAGAUUGAUUCUUUCUGAUUGGUAUUGACAACUGCAACUGUAGCUUUGAUUGUAACCUAUAACUUACCAGUAACAUGGUAGGCUGAAUGUAGAUACAUAAUAGAAAAGUGGCAGUAGAAAAGUGGCAUUAAAAUACUCUGUUUCAUUUGGUACAUUUGUAAUUCCGUUUAAGACUGCUAUGCAUAUAAAGACUCUUAAGAAAUUUUUUUGAAGAGAAAAAAGAAGCUCCUCUUUGCUAGCUUAAAUACAUCUAGCCCAGAACAGCUCCCCGUCAACACAGUGCUUAAAAUACUUUCUCCGUACCUGCAAAUGUGGCACACUGUGAAGAAACACCCAUGAAGAAUGUGUUUUUUUUAAUUAAUAGAUGGAAUUAGUUAAGUAAAAAAAAAAGUAUAUUUUUUUUAAUACAUGUGUGUUUCUUAUUCCCAUUUGAACAGUGUUUGACCCUGGGCUGCCCACAAAUAACAUGGACAAGCAUUAGUGUGAACUGAGUUGAUUAUUACAGUGAUCUCCAUUUCUGUAACUGAGCUAGUUUAUAGCUCUGCAGUUCCUGUUGGUGGGAAUCAUCAAUAUGUUGGUUUUUCUUACCAUUGUUGUUUGAUUCUCUGGAAUACAUAGUAGCAUUAGAGAUUAUAAAAUCACAAAAAACCAAUUCUCCAAAUGUUCAAGAAGAAUCUGGACUUCAAUUAAUACUAUAUGGUCUAGUUUCACUACUGUCUUGAAUAAAGAGUAUCCUAUACUAGGCCCUGAAUGCCCUCAACUUCCAUAGGUACCUUCCAGCUCUUGGUGCUGAAUAAUAGAGAAAGGGAUGCUGCAUUGAUAGGCAGGUGGAUACAUGAGAGGACACAUUCCCAGUAGAGUAGCAACGGUGCCUUCAGCACACUCAAGAUAUUCGAAGUCUCGUAUUUACUUUUCUAAGAUGCUUUCAGAUGUUUCUAACUUCUCUAUGUACAUAUUUUAUUGUAUGUGCUUUUAUGAAAGAAAAACCCCAACAAAAAGUCUAGUUGGGAAUAAAGGGUUUGUACUGUACUUAAAGUGAAAAACAUCAAACCCAACUAUAAUGUUUACAUUUAUGUUCUCUGUUGGUGCAGUCUUACGAUCAUACUAUUCAAACUUCAGCAUUUUCAAAGUCUUGCUGCAUUGGUCAUUAAAGGAAUGGACAUUAUCUGUUAAAUCUAAGCCUGUGGCAUAAUAUUGUGGAGGAAUUAAUUUACUGAUUAAGGUGGGAUUUCCUUGAAAGUGGAGUGAGAACUUUUCAUGAUUGUCUUACGUUGUUUAUGUGGUCCAAAGUGGUAAUGGGAAAUGUAUUCAUUUCCAAACUCUGCCUAACCUGCUGUCCUCUGAUGGUUUAAAUAAUGUUUCUUCCAUUUUGGAUGCUGCCCCAGUUUGUCUGAUUUUGCUAAAUCCAGGUGAGAGCACUUUUCCAUAGAAGAGAAAUGAACUCUCAAUUAUAUGAAUCACAAUGAAAAAUGUGUUAAUAUAAAUGAAUACUCAGUUUGUAAAUUUUGUAAAAUAGAAUAUUGGUUUGAUUUGAUCUAAAUAGAUGAAUUUUGUGCUAUCUUGGAGAACAUCCAGAUAGCUUUUGGGAUUUCUCUUUCACUUGAAUCUGCAGUAAUUGUUUUAUCACUGUUUUGAUGCUUACGGGUUUCCUAGGUGAAGUAUUCAGUUAUUAAAUAACUGUUUACUUUUUGAACUAUAGAAGUGUCAGACUUUUUGCUUUGAAGCUAUUUUAUUUAAACAUGCAAUAAUUGAGAAAAGGAACAGGGUAUGGUGGCUAGGUAAAGGUAUUGGUAAGUGAGGUAGCAGGCACGCUAGGAAGUGGAAAUCAUUUUGCGGAGGUGAGGCGAAAUGGUUAAUGAGCCUUAUCUAGUAUUUUUUUAAAGAUAAGAUUAUAUUCAGCACUUUUUAUUUAUGCUUUUUAUAAUAGUAAAGCUAUUAUUGACUAAAUUGCCGAACUUUGAUUUUCAGAGUGCAUAGUUCAUGAAAUCUGUAAUCACAAGUUACCUAACUACUUUCUCUAGAUUAGAUCUAGAUUAGGAGUUGUCUUUAAAUUUAUCAUGUACUGCAAUUGCAUCACUGGCUUUGAGGCUUCUGCAGUUUUGCUUGUACAACUAUUCCUGUUUGAUAGCAAUGUUAUUUGGAUCAUUGAUCCGCCAAGUAGAGAGCUACAGUCGCCCACUAAAGGAAAGAAAGUCACACGAUGACUUUAGUCUUUGCUUUUUCUUCAAAAAAGCUGUGUUGAUGAUAAUUGUACUAGCUGCUUUAUAUCAAAACACAACCCAAAUUGUGCUAAUACAUUACAAACUUAUCUAACUGUACAGUGUCCCUUUUUGAGGCCUUUAAUCUGCAAACCAGCAGCUCACAAGCAGGCUAGUGGGGUUUAAACAGCACCAAAGCUGUGCAUAUAUAAAUGCUCAAAGUGUGAGUAACGUCUGUGCAAACCACAGCACAACCAGACAAAAAAACAGCUGUAAUGCAGACUUGGUUAUAUUGGCAAUAAAAGCUCAUUUUGCAGAUGUAGCUUACAAAGUAACUUGUUUAUACUGUACUGGUAACAUAGGGGUUUGCUGAUUAAGAGCUGUGUUUGUAAGGGUUUGUAAAUGUUACUAUACCUGCAAAUCCUUUCCAAAGGGUCAAAAUGGAAGCUGGGAAAAUAAUUUGGGGUUUCUUCCCUUUAAAAAGUAAUUCUCUACUAGAGAGUUUCAGAAAUUACUAACAACUGAUGUAGUGUGGAAUAAAGCAGUGUACUGAAUUUUUAAGAGGUAAAAAUCCUGUUACAUAUUGUUAAUGCUUUGAAAACUUGUUUAAAAUAUUGUUGAAAACAGAUAUUUUUCAAUCCUUUCAAUAAAAUCUUUUUGUAAAGUUG